Acanthaster planci (crown-of-thorns starfish) is the source of this 5805-nucleotide messenger RNA. RefSeq names its product SEC14-like protein 2. Gene Ontology annotation, cellular component: cytoplasm. Lineage: Eukaryota; Metazoa; Echinodermata; Asteroidea; Valvatida; Acanthasteridae. The record is from RefSeq and is a predicted model, not a curated record.
CAAGAUCAUUUGAGGGUUGAGCUGUCUAGUGUCAUAGCAAAGGUGUCUCAAAUGUUACGAUAUGUGCCAUUUAUGUGGAAGAAAUUCCAAAUUGUACAUGUGUACAGUAGGCCCAUGUGAAUUUUGUUUAAAAUUUAAGUCAGUGGAUAUUGAAUUGGGAACCAGUCCAUGGUCUUUCUUUGUUAUAUUGGAUUGGAACUGAUAAUGUGGAGUUAAUGUUUUUAAAUUUUAAGACUUUGCAAUCUUUGCUCUUAUCUUUGUAUGGUUCCAGGGUCCAAGUCACUUCAUGAGAUGAGAUUCGGACCUUGUGAAAUUUGGACUUUACUUAGUUCCCUUAAAAAGUCAUCCGUGCCAAAUCUGAAAAGGGAAAUAAUUGCAUAAAUGAAGGACGUGAUUUAAAAAAAUAAAAGAUAUUGUUACACAACAGAAAGACCCCCAAAAAAGAAGGAAAAAAACUUGUGCAUGUACAGGGUGCAUCUUAAUUUGGGCACACAGAUGGUCAUCCAUACGGGUCACAGUUGUAAUAAAGGUAUACUUCAAACGAUCCAUAGAUUUUUAUAACACAGGCUUUUGUGCAUUUGUCCCCUCUUCUACGCAGUAAACAUGUAUGAAACUACAUGCCUUUUGGCUUUUGAGGAUUGAAAAACGUUUUUUUGAUGCUGAAAAACUGUUUGUAAAUACUGAACAAUUGUCCAUGCAGUUCCAGAGAACUGAGGUUGCCGUUGCUGUGGUGCAACUCAGGGCAGACACUGUUUAUUUUAUAGGCUGUUUAAUGUUCAAUUUGUGAAACCAUAUUUGCUAAUUGAAAACAAUUCUGAGAAACAGUUGCUGGAUUGUUGAGUAUCAUGCACUUGAACAACAAUUUAUCACUAAAGAAAAGGAAAUUCAUCUCAGCAAAAUAUCAGUCUUUAGUUCAUUGUGUGUUGGAAAAUCAGUGUAAUUUUGUUGUUUUUCUCAGGGAUGAUAUAAAUGUGUAAGUUUGUGGGAAAACCGAAAAGAUAUCCAAAUUCCUUGUGAAACAGCAAGCCUAUAAUCAGCUUCUAUACCGUGAGCGGAUUAUACAGAACUGAGAAAAUGAGUGGACGUGUUGGGGACCUCAGCCCAAAACAGGCAGAGAAAUUGAAGCUGUUCCGUGAAAGAAUCUCAGAUAUAUUGACGGCAGAGCAUGAUGAUCACAACCUUUUACGAUGGCUUCGAGCAAGAUCAUUUGACCUGGACAAAGCAGAAAAGAUGCUACGAAAUCAUAUUUCCUUCUGUAAAGAGUGGAACAUUGAAUACAUCGUAGCAGAAUGGAAAGCACCUGAGGUCCUGGAGAAGCACAUGAUUGGUGGGCUGUUUGGGGAGGACAAGGAGGGACGGCCAAUCUACUACGAAGCCUACGGCAGCGUGGACUGCAAAGGUAUCAUCUACUCCAGCACCAAGGACGACUUUGUCCGGUACAAGCUGAGGAUAUGCGAAGCCAUCUAUCAGAGGUUCGAGGAACAAACCAAAAAGCAUGGCCGGAGAAUCGAUAACCUGACCAUGAUCCUGGAUCUUGACCAGGUGGGCCUCAGUCAUCUUUGGAUGCCGUUCCUGAAUGUCUACUUUGAUGUGCUUAGCAAGUUUGAAGCAAACUACCCCGAGACCCUGUACCAGUGUUUCGUCAUCAAUGCACCUUCCAUGGUGUCAGUGGGCUACAAUCUCUUCAAGCCCUUCCUCAGCUCGGACACGAGGACAAAGGUCAAAUUCUUUGGGGGUAACUACAGAAGUAAAUUACUGGAGGUUAUCAGUCCAGACCAGCUACCCAAACAUUACGGCGGCACAAUGGUAGAUAACGGCGACCCAAAGUGUAGUGACAAGAUCAAGUACGGAGGUAAAGUGCCCAAGUCCUACUACCUCAAGGAGCUACAGUUGGCCAGCUCCAUUCACCUGAAGAAAGAAACCGUUGCUAGUGGUGCUAAGCUGCAGAUUCCUCUGGAAGUAACGGUGCCCUCCUCUGCCCUUCGGUGGGAGUUCCACACUGACAAGGAUGACAUCGCCUUUGGGGUCUAUCGCAAAGAAACAACUUCGGAUGGUUCCACUCGGUUGGUGGAAAUUCUGCCAAGCACCCGGUUCACCUCUCAUCUGGUCCCCGAAAGCGGGUUGGUGGAAUGCGCUCAAGUUGGAACCUAUGUGGCUGUCUUUGACAACAGCUUCAGCUGGGUCAAGAGCAAGAAGGUGUUCUAUGCGGUGGACAUCAUCCCUCCAGAUUCAACAGAUGCAGCAUCGAGCAGUAAAGAGUGACCUAGGGGAGUGUUGGCAGAAGAGCCCCAGAACAACCUCCCCAAGGAAUAGUAAAAGCAAGGUUACUAGGCAGCUGUAGAAGUAUUCACGUCUCUAUGGAUUAUUGAUCCCCGCUCCUUCCUACCCCCACCCUUCUCCUGCUCCUAUCCCUUGCCUUAGCACCCAAUUGAAAGUAGUUAAUUAUAAGAAUGCGUCCCAGCCUGACAAAAUAUGUCAGAGGUCCCCAGAGCUUCUCUUAGCAAGAGGCCCAUAAAGGAAUCUUGCACAGUCCAAAUAAGUUGCAACCUUGAACAUUUUCCACCCAGAUAAUUGUAUCCUGAUUUUUGUCAGGAUACCAUAUACACCAAGUGAUUUGUCAAAAUGAGGAGACGAGUUUGUUCUUUCCAAUGUAAACGAAAUCAAGUUUACUUAAAAAAAAAAGAAAUGGCCUUAAGACCCAUUUUGUGGGAUCUGGUCGCAAAUGCUCUUUACUAGCUGUUGUGAAGGCUACAUGUGGCACAGUACUUGGGACAAAAUUAAGUUUGAUGAAAUGGAGUUUUGAUGCACAGAUUAGCAAAAUACUUCCGAGAAGCAGUAUAUUUCAGCAAAGCAGUACUGUAGUUGAGUUCUUCUCUGAGUAGAAAUUGAGCCUUUGAAACUGGUACAUAUACAAGUUUACAUUUUAUCUCAGGGAGUUAGCUUAAUGCCUUGACAAGAAUGACUACUGAAAUGUUACAGGAUUUGUUUCUCCAAGAAGUCAUGGAUAAGGUUUGAGUUCUUGUGUUGAUACUGAAUAUAUCCUGCAUACAAUCCACCCAAAACUCAUCAUGCACUUACUCAUCCAAAAUACUCAGUCAGUACAGGUUUAGUACUUAAGGUGAAUUCUUGUUGUACCAUCUGAUAUGUCAGUAAACUCAAGACUUGAGAAAAAGACUCAUCAAUUCUGCUAGUUGAUGUAACCUCCCAAAAUAUGUCACUAUGAAGUGUCGUCGAUCCGUAGUGCAAAGGAUACAACAGCUUUUCAAUUUCGUCAUACAUCGACUUUAAAUCUCCGUGAGGAGGUGAGGUGGGCUGACAGUACUACGAGAUUAAAUACGCAAGACUAGUACGACAACACCGUCUUGGGUCACAGAUAAGGCUGAAUCAGCCCAUUUAAUUCUUCAUCUGUGCCUUGCAAAUACACUCGUUUUUCUUAUGAUGCUUACUCUCCCCAUCCAUUCUCCAUCUCCCCCAAAACAUUCCGUUUUCAGAACAUCUCCCCACUUCUUAAUUCGAUAGAACCCACAAUCGAUAUUAUUUUCUAUUGCUCUUAAAUGUGCACAGUCGCAUCACGCGCAGCUUGGCUGCACACGCCCAAAGAAAGAGACAUCUUAUUUAUGUAGUUCCCAAGUGCGUUUACAUAUUUCUUUACAUAUGCACCUUUAAAUCUGUUCACAAUUGUAAAUUCUACUUAAGCAUUCUCUACGGUUUAGGUCAUGACUUUCAAUCCACUACAACUAUAAAGCUUAAUUGGGCAUUUUUUUCUUUGACAUGGGUGUUUUUUGAAAUGAGUGGAGGGGAUCAAUGAAUUCAUACUGCUGUGGCAUAGAACAUAUGUAAAAUGUUAGCCUCUUUCAAUGCAUAUUUUUUAAAAGACCUUGCGUGUUAGCUUUGUAUGAAAAAUGUUGACAUUCAAUUGAGAUGAUUAGCCCUUUUUAGUGAUUGCAUUAAAAGGUUUGCUACGUAGUGAACAUGGUGAGGUGAAAUGAUACAUUUCCGUCAGUGACUGUUACCAAGAAAGCCGUUUGAUUUGAAAAUAUACCGAAAAUAUACCGAUGUAGUUUGAACUCUUUGUUCUUCAAAACUUCAAUUGUAGCUGCUAUUGCUAAUCUGUUUGAAAAGUUUUUAUCUCUAGUGCAAUGAUAGUGAAAAGUAAUACAUGUACUUCUUGAAAGUUUGUGUGGUGAUGGGUAGUUAGUAUCAGAGAUUGUAAAAGUGUGUUGUGGGUAUGUCACUUUGUGAGUUGUGUAGCUCUGCAAAGAACAGGUUAUGAAGUACAGUGUCAGGAGCGGAUUGAAGAUGUGGUUUUUACUUACAUUCAUGAUUAGAGUGUCACUGGAUGAAGAUUUGAAGACGUUAAGUUCAAUAGUUACUUUGAAAAAGCAAGCCUAAAGUUUUGUCUUGAAGUGAUACAAAAUAUGGUGAAUGUAUACAAGACUAUCUUGGCAUCUUCUACAAAAAGUAGACCAGUAUUACACAUCGUGACAUAGCACAGUAUUAAAAAUAGAACUAAAUGUUCUAAGGGAGAAAACAAACAGGAAUACAUAAACUUGAUUUUUAAAAGAGCCAGGAGCACAGUAUUAAAAAUAGAACUAAAUGUUCUAAGAGAGAAAACAAACAGGAAUACAUAAACUUGAUUUUUAAAAGAGCCAGGAGGGACAGAAUUUGCCCCUCAUUAUUUGCUGAUUCUUUAAGAAGUUUUAGAGUAACUCUGAGAAAUCAUUUUGACACUAAUUUUGUGAAAAUUGAACAUACCUGUCUUGCACACAGCCCAUUUUCCAAAACAGGUCAGCCAAAAGUGUAUACUUUUUCCACUAUGGUGCUUAUUGCAUGCGGGGUGGCACACAUGUAGCCUUCAAAUGACAAAACAAAACUGUUUGUCUGAUUGACUUCAGACUUCACAUUUGAUAUAAUAGGGAGUGUCUGCACAUGCAUGCUAAGUUUCCAAAAUAUCAAGCAUGGCAAAACUGAUGUAUUCAUUUUGAAGAAACAAAGUAAUAUUUUACACAAUUUUACACAAUUUACACGUGAUUAAAGUAUUUUUGUUGACAGAAAUGUUGACAUGUUAAAAUGAGAUGUUAAAAUAUUUCCAUGUAAACAUUUUAAUGUAAAGGUUAGUAUGCUUUAAUUACUAAAACAAAUAAUAGCUAAAAGCACAAAUUUUGUAUCCCCAGAAUUAGAUUCAACCUUUUGCUUUCAUUUUUAUUUUCAUAAAUUAGAGCCUUUAUAUAAAGUGUAUAAUUUUUGAUAGAAUAGAUUUUGAAAUUAAAAAAAUGCAUUAAAUUGUCUCUCACCUUAGAGUUUUGAUCAGGGUUUUUCUUUUAAUAUUUUUAAUUGACAGCAGCUUAUUUCACACAAUUCUCAAAGAGAAGUGAAUAACUUGUUCAAUUUUUAUGGGCCUUUUUAAAUUAAGUACUUGCCUGAUCUACUCACACCAACAAAGUAGAUGUUAAAAAUUUUCUUGAUGCCUUGCCAAAAUUGUUGCCUUAAUGUUGAUGUUGGGUAAAUAUUGGAGGUUUGAUAUUAUAGGGCACUAGGUUGGGGUGUAAAAUGAGUUAAGGGAAAAACCCCUCCCCUAGGUUUCAUUGCAGUAAAAGUUAUUUUAGCUGAAAAAAUACAUUAUGUGCUUACCUAGGAAUUUUCACACUGACGUAUGUCAUGUAAUUUCUCUGGAAAUAGAACUAUUUUGGGGCAUUAAUUAUUAUCGACUGGUUAAAAAAAAUUGAAUGGAUUUCCAUUUGUUUGUGGAUGUUUUAGAUAGUCAGUGGCUAUUGAGUGGAACAAAAUAAACAGCUCUGUCCUGUG